Molecule: messenger RNA, 1582 nt
Organism: Salvia splendens (bonfire salvia)
Lineage: Eukaryota; Viridiplantae; Streptophyta; Magnoliopsida; Lamiales; Lamiaceae
Product: phosphatidylinositol 3,4,5-trisphosphate 3-phosphatase and protein-tyrosine-phosphatase PTEN1
Exons: 5
Coding region: 169-1404 (411 amino acids)
Biological process (GO): phosphatidylinositol dephosphorylation
Cellular component (GO): cytosol
Molecular function (GO): phosphatidylinositol-3,4,5-trisphosphate 3-phosphatase activity; protein tyrosine phosphatase activity
Source: RefSeq, a predicted model, not a curated record
GGACAUGGGCUUCUUCAUCAUCUCUUUCAUCUUGCCAUCUUAAAGAAGAAGCAUCCAUCAACACACGUACAGGACUGAAUUUUUCCCCUCACUUUAUUCAAAAUUCUUGGACCAAUCUUGGUGAUCUCCUUCGAUUCACUUUGAUUGUUCCAAGUUUAGGGUGAAACAAUGGGGUUGGAGUUGUCAAAGAAAGGGCAGAAAAGCCCAGAAAGCAAGAUGAAUAUGGUGGUGAGGUGUCUUUGGAAGAACUACAUUCGCAAUCUUGUGUCGAAGAAGAGGCGGCGGAUGCUCGUUGCUGGCUACGAUCUCGACAUGACUUACAUCACCGAUCGCAUCCUCGCCAUGUCCUUCCCCGCCGAGCGCAUGCGUGCCAUGUACCGCAACCCUCUUUGGCAGGUUAAGUCUGCGCUCGACACGAGCCACCGUGACCACUAUAAGGUGUACAACUUGUGCAUAGAGGAGGACUAUGACCCUUUGCAUUUCAAUGGAUGUGUGGAGAGAUUCCCAUUUGAUGACAACCAUGUCCCACCACUAACAAUGGUCAAGGAAUUUUGUGAGAAUGUCCAUGCUUGGCUAGCAAGUGAUCCUAAAAACAUUGCAGUUGUGCACUGCAUGGCCGGAAAAGGUCGAACCGGCUUGAUGGUUUCUUGUUACCUUGUCUACACCGGCAUGCCGGCUGACAAGGCUUUACACUUGUACGCCGAGAGGCGGACCACCAACAAUGAAGGAGUAUCGAUACCCAGCCAACGUCGUUAUGUUGGAUACUGGGAGAAAGCAAUAUCCCAAGCUGGGGGAUUGGAUCUUGCUUCUUCUCCAUAUGUAAAUCUGCCUCAGCCAUGCACCAGGGAGCUGCAACACAUCCGCCUCUACGACACCGCCGGCAUCAGCCAGGUGUUUGUCGUCGUGUCGGAGCUCCAAGAGAUACCAGAGCAGCGCUAUCGGCCUUCAGUUGAAGUCUCGAAAACAUGUUGUAGGAGGAUCGGAACGGAUAACGAGAAGUCAUACGAGUCCCGAUACUAUUACUCGUUCGUGGAGGGCAACGACGAGCAGAAGGAUGAGGAGCCACGCUUGGUUGUCCAGAUGGACACCGAAAGCUCCAUUAUCUACAAGAAGACCUGUCUCGGCCAUCACUACGAGAAGCCACUGCCGUUGACUGGAGACAUGCGCAUAAUUUUAUACGAGAAGCUGAUCGGAGGGCGCCUCUUCUACGUGUGCUUCAACACGGCCUUCAUAACGGGCAGUCUGCUUCAGUUCUCAGUUAGCGAUUUAGACAAAGUAGGGCAGAAGGGGCGCUCGAUCUGCGGCCCUUCGUUCUGCUUGGAGUUGUUCUUUGGUCCGUCAUCAAAUGCCAGCUGUUCGAUGCCUGCGAUCGCAAACGUCGACGAGAUUCAGCGCUGUGGAUGAGUUAAAUGGCCAAAGCAUUCCAAAUUACGGUUGCAUUUUUAUGCAAAAUGUGACUGCUAUUUCUGUUCAUGUCAUUUUUGUUAAAAAGCCAUCACUGAAUCGCCAAUUCCCAACUGCGUGCAUUUGGCCGUCUCUUCUUGAAAUACAACAUUUUGUAGUUAGGAAUUAUCAUCAUCAA